Molecule: messenger RNA, 858 nt
Organism: Prorocentrum cordatum
Lineage: Eukaryota; Dinophyceae; Prorocentrales; Prorocentraceae
Source: the annotation of a GenBank genome assembly
CUGUUGUUGAUAGUCGUUAGUUUGGGUUCCGUAGCCAUUUUGGCUCAAGCUGUUUGGGCUGAAGGGCUCAAGCCGAGAGGAGAUCGAGAUCCUUGAAUUUCCCCUUCAAUUUUCCCGCGUUGGUAUCAAUAACUAGCAAAUAGUAAUGGUUGGCUUGCGCUCAGACAUUGCUUGUCUACUCCAGAUUCGUAUCCAGGUAUUGGCGGUGGCGUCGUGGAACUCCACAGACAUGACGUACAAGAAGAGCGCCGACAUGAAGGAGCAGGCCCAGAAGCUGAAAGACUUGAACGAUGUCAAGACGAAGGCCGGCUACAUCGACUCCCUGCUGAAAGGCAACCAAACAAUCUUGCAGAUUUCGAACUACCAGCUGAAUUCCCCGCCGAAGUGCGGCACCGACACUGGCGGAUCGUGCUGGAUCAUCCCUUGCCGGUCGCGCCACGCCACCUGCAGCAGCGAUUCCAAGUGCGUCUGUUCUGCCGGGACAUGCGCCCAGCACGGCGUCUGCGUGCAGCGCCUCUCUCCGCUCCUCCUCCUCGCGAGCCCGUCCGCAGAGCCGCCCGCCCAGCCCGCAGCUGCCGGCCUCGUCCUCUUGUCGGCGGCCGCCCUGGCGGCCACCGCCCUCCUGGCGGCGCGUCGGCGCCACACGCCAGAGGUCCACCUGCCCGUGGACGUCCUCGGCUGAGCUUGCCCCGCCGUGAGGCUCGAGGUAGCCUUGGCCCUCCUGGCGUACGCCUUUGCGGCUAGUGUCACAGUUCUGGCCCGAGGCAAGUGCUUAUUCAUCGUAGACAGACUGCAGCCCUGCGCCAGCAUGUGGUCGCUCAUUUGGGUCAUGGCCUCCGCGUCACUUUCCAAGAGCGG